UGUAUCAAGCGGUCAAUGGAGUUGAGCCUUUGCUAUCUUCUGAUCACUGCUCUAGUUUUCACAUCUGCAUUGCGAAAUAAGUCGAUAGCAACAUCCGAAGUUCUCCUCAACGAGAUUAUCAGUGGACAAGACGAUUCUUUGAAGUGGUUAGCCGAGUUGUGCGAUGACUUUGGACCACGGAAAACGGGAUCUGAAUCCCUGGAAAAGGCAAUCGAUUGGGUAAUGGAAUCAUUGCGAGCAAGUGGUUUUGAAGUCCAUUCUGAACCUGUUCCUGGACUGCCCAAUUGGAUCCGUGGUGAAGACACGGCAUACAUAAUAGAGCCACGAAAGCAUAAACUCAACAUACUGGCCAUUGACGGAUCUCCUCCAGGUUUAGUUGAAGGUGAAGUUGUUGUAAUACGGGACAAAGAAGAAUUACAGAAUAAAACUGUCAAAGGGAAGAUCGUCGUUACUGCUCAGAAUUGGACUGAUUAUCCCAAUGCAUUGAAAUAUCGAAAGCUUGCUAAAGAGGUAGCAAAGCGAGGAGGGCUAGCAUUACUGGCGAAGUCGGCUACACCGCUGCUCCCCCAUUCCGGCCGCUUGUUUGACCAGUGA
Haemonchus placei is the source of this 594-nucleotide messenger RNA. Lineage: Eukaryota; Metazoa; Nematoda; Chromadorea; Rhabditida; Trichostrongylidae. The record is from the annotation of a GenBank genome assembly.